AUGCAGCAGCGGCAGAGGGACGAGGAGUGGGACGUUGUCCGCGCCGACGAGGAUGGCGCAUGGACCGUGGAUCUGGCCGAACGGUGGAGCAAACGGCUCCGUUUAUCGACAUCAUCAUCGACUACUGAGCCAGAGGAAGCUGCUGGUGGAGGAGUCGGCGCGAAAGACGAUCAGCUCCUGCUCCUGGCAAAAGGGGGAUCGGGAGGACUGGGCAACUCGACUUUCCUCUCGGCCAGCCAUAAAGCGCCCAAAGUCUCGACCAGAGGCACGCCUGGCGAAGAAGUCAUUGUCCACCUCGAGCUCAAGCAGCAGGCCGAUGUUGGUCUGGUGGGCUUGCCAAACGCGGGCAAGAGCACCCUGAUUCGGUCGAUGAGCAGCGUGGGAAGCACCGUCAAAGUUGCAGGCUACGCAUUCACCACCCUCAGCCCCAACCUCGGCGUCACGGACGUGGAAGCGGCUCGCUUCACCCUGUCGGACCUCCCCGGCUUGAUCGAAGGUGCAGCAGAAGACCGUGGCCUGGGCCACUGGUUCCUUCGGCACGUCGAGCGCUGCGCCGCGCUCUUUUACGUCGUCGAUGUCGGCCCCAACAGCGCCGAGCCGUGGCUCGAUGUCGAACUGCUCGCCCAGGAGCUCGAGACGUACAAGCCCGGUCUCUCGGACAAGAUCCGAGGUAUUGUCGCAAACAAGUGCGACCUCCUGGGUCCAAAGGACGACGCCGAGAUCGAAGAGAGCCGGGAGAAACUGAGGAAGCUCAAGGAGAACGUAGAGAGGAUUCACGGGAGGAGCAUCGAGGUGUACCAUGCAAGCGCAAAGUACCGGCUCGGCGUAGAGCGCGUGGCUCGAGGCAUGUCGAACGAGGUGCGAAAGGAGGAGGAGAGAAGCGCUCUGCUGGAUGAGCAACAGAGGUGGGGAGAUGAAACCACCGCUUGA
This is a messenger RNA of Acaromyces ingoldii, 930 nucleotides long. Its product is annotated as P-loop containing nucleoside triphosphate hydrolase protein. The coding region runs from base 1 to 930 and encodes 309 amino acids. The transcript has 2 exons. The record is from RefSeq and is a predicted model, not a curated record. Gene Ontology annotation, cellular component: mitochondrion. Gene Ontology annotation, molecular function: GTP binding; GTPase activity. NCBI's taxonomy places the organism in Eukaryota, Fungi, Basidiomycota, Exobasidiomycetes, Exobasidiales, Cryptobasidiaceae.